Microplitis demolitor is the source of this 3583-nucleotide messenger RNA. RefSeq lists its product as uncharacterized. The transcript has 6 exons. Gene Ontology annotation, biological process: proteolysis. NCBI's taxonomy places the organism in Eukaryota, Metazoa, Arthropoda, Insecta, Hymenoptera, Braconidae. The record is from RefSeq and is a predicted model, not a curated record. Gene Ontology annotation, molecular function: serine-type endopeptidase activity. Bases 75 to 2465 code for a protein of 796 amino acids.
AAUUUGAAAAUAUUUUCUUAAAAAAUUAAAAUAUAUAUAAUCAAUAUUUAUUUUAAAAAAGAAAAAUAAAGAAAAUGUAUAAAAAAUUUUUUCAUAUAUUUCAUUGCGUUUUUAUGAUUUUAAUCAUAAAAAAAUCUAACGCACAAAAUUCACAAGAAAAUAUCUGUUUCACAAGCGAUUACCAAAGAGGCGAAUGUAUCGAUAUUCGUGAAUGUCCAGACUUAGUGGCUCUUCUUCAAGUUAAGCCCAAAACUCCGGAAAUUUUUAAAACUCUCAGAAAUUCUCAGUGUGGUUUUGAUGGUCGAUAUCCUAAAGUUUGUUGCGCUCUUCGAUAUCAAGCAUGGAUGCCACCGAUAACAAGAGUGAUAUCAACAACGGAAGCUUACAAUCGCAUUAGAGAAAAUACAAAUCUUAAUUCACUUGUCGAUCAACUUCCUUCUGACUGCGGUCGUGACCUUUCCGUGAGAAUUAUUGGAGGUGAACGUACUAGUCUUGAUGAAUUUCCAUGGAUGGCUUUACUAGAAUAUGAGAAACCAACUGGAAGAAAAACCGGAUGUGGUGGUGUAUUAAUAAGCGAUCGGUAUGUCUUAACAGCAGCUCACUGCGUCAACCAAGAAGAUUUACCAAAAUCUUGGCGUCUUUCAAGAGUAAUAUUAGGUGAAUAUGAUACAUCAACAAAUCCUGAUUGUAUCUCAGACGGUAUCGACAGUCAAAUUUGUGCUCCACCAACGGUAGCUGUAGACAUAGAAGAACAAAUACCACACGAAGAAUACAGAUCAGCAUCACGGUCCAGAGAUCGAAAACAUGACAUAGCUUUACUUCGAUUAUCUUCACCAGUUAAAUUCACUGAUUACAUUAAGCCAAUUUGUUUACCAAACAAUUCAAAUAUUACCCACAGACUAUGGGUUGCAGGAUGGGGUGCAACCGAAAAUAAAUCUCACUCUAACAUAAAAUUAAAACUCUCAGUUCCUCUUGCUGAUCGACAAGACUGUGAAGCGCGGUAUGGAAGAUCAGCAAUAUCUCUCGUAAACAGUCAAAUCUGUGCAGGAGGACAAGCGGGAAAAGAUUCAUGCAAAGGUGAUUCCGGUGGACCUCUUAUGUCUGUUGAAAGAUCUGCUGACGGCACCGGAAGAUGGACUGCCACUGGUGUUGUUUCUUUUGGACCUUAUCCUUGUGGUAUGCCAGGUUGGCCAGGUGUAUAUACUAAAGUUUCUGAUUAUUCUGAAUGGAUAAUACGUAAUAUAAUAUUACAACAUUCAAUCAACAUUAUUUACUUCGAAAAAAAAAAAAAUAACAAUAAAAUGACUGAAAGAUUAUUUCUCUUUACAUUUUAUUUCUUGCUGAUAUUUUUAUUUAUUAAUAAAUCCAGUGCACAAUUCUGGCAAGACAACACAUGCUAUGGAAGAAACAAUCAAGUGGGUCAAUGUAUAAAUAUUCGACAAUGUCCACCUCUAUUAGACCUUUUGCGAACGUCAUACGGAUCUCCAGAAGCCAUCCAAUUCCUUAGAGACUCUCAGUGUGGUUUUGAAGGCCGAGAUCCAAAAGUUUGUUGUGUCCAAAAUGUCCCACUGCCAACACCACCACCAGUAACAACAGAAUUUUACAAUGUAAAUAAUGGAAAUACCAGUAUUAAUUCACGCAGUAGCUUACUUCCUUCUGUCUGUGGUCGAGAUCUUUCAGUGAGAAUUGUUGGCGGCGAACGUGCUUUUCUUGACGAAUUUCCAUGGAUGGUUUUAUUAGAAUAUCAAAAACCAAACGGAAGAACAACCGCAUGUGGUGGAGUAUUAAUAAGCAAUAGAUACGUUUUAACAGCAGCUCAUUGUAUAAAAGGAAAAGAUUUACCUAAAACUUGGAGUCUUUUGGGCGUCAGAUUGGGUGAACACAACACAGCGACAGAUCCCGAUUGUAUAAUGGAAGUAGAUAAUACUGAAAUUUGCGCACCACCUGUAGUAACUGUUGAAGUUGAAGAGCAAAUAGCUCAUGAAGAUUACAAACCAUCAGCUAGAGACCAACAAAAUGAUAUUGCUUUAUUGAGAUUAUCUUCACCCGUAGAAUUUACCGAUUACAUUAAACCAAUUUGUUUACCAAACAAUGGGAAUUUACCUCAGCGUCUGUGGGUUGCUGGUUGGGGUAAAACUGAAAGUAGAAGUGAAUCUGAUGUUAAAUUGAAACUUGUAAUUCCUAUCGCUGAUCGACAAGACUGUUUAACGCGUUAUGGAAAUUCAGCAGUGUCUCUGUCAAACAGCCAAAUAUGUGCUGGGGGACAACGUGGAAAAGACUCAUGUAGAGGUGAUUCCGGUGGUCCUCUUAUGUCUGUUGAGAGAGCACCUGAUGGCAGCGGAAAAUGGACUGCCGUCGGUGUUGUUUCUUUCGGACCUUCUCCUUGUGGCAUGCAAGGUUGGCCGGGUAUUUACACUAAAGUUUCUGACUACACCGAAUGGAUUUUACGUAAUAUGAGACCUUAAAAUUAAUCUCUUAAAUACACGGAAAAAAAUGAGCUAUAUAAAUUGAGAAACGACAAGUAAUAUAAUGAUAAAGUGAUCAAUAAAUAAUGUCAUUCUCAAUAGUAAUUUUUAAUUUAUAAUUAAAGCGUAAAUAAUUAAGGUGAGAGACCUAGUACCCGAUCAGGGAACUAGUACCCAAUCACUCCAUGAAUUUGUAUAUCUAUAUUUAGGAAAAUUUAGUAAAUAUAGAUACACAAAUUCAUGGAGUGAUUGGGUACUAGCUUCCUGAUUGGGUACUGGGUCUUACCUUAUAGGAUAAAUAUCAAAAUUUAUUGUCUAUGCAGGAAAAAACAAUAUUUAAACUUUAAAAAUUUUAAAUUUAUGACACGUAUUGUGAAAUUUAUUAUUUAGAAUUUUAAAAUUCCCUAUAUUUAAACCCAGGUUUCGAGUUGUAAUUUCAAACACUAAUUUUUAAAGUUUCGUUUUUUCCGUGUAAAUAUUAUGUAAGCGAUUUAAAAACCAACAAUUAUUUACCUAAAUUCAAUGAGUAAGUCUCAGCCCAUAAAGUCAUCAAAACUCGUAAGUCAUAAUUAACAUUCCUUUAUAAUAUAUAACUUAAAAGAUACUUAAAUUUAUGUAUUUAAAAAAUUAUUUGUGUUGAUGACUUACAUCAUAAUUAAUAAAAGUAUUUAUCAGCUACAGCUGAUACAUUUUUAUCAGCUGGCUUUUGAUUAAAUCUUUUUUAAUGUAUUAAUUUUUAUAUUUAUAUGGCAAAUAAAUAUAUAUUUAUAAAGUAAUAGUCAAAAUAGUAUCUAAAUUAUUUAUUAUUGAAAUAAAUUGUCAUUGAUUAAUGAACUUGUUAUAAAUUUUUAAACAUUACUGAUAGCUGAUGGUGGUUAUUUAUAAAUGCUACUGGCUAUCGCUUUAUCUACAUUAGGUCAUCUCAAAUAAUCUUUAGGUCACUAGCAAUUUGAGCUCAAUAAAUAUUUACUCAUAUUCUCAUAUGCUCUUGUAAACAAAUAGAAUAUUAUUUAACAUUCUUACAUGCGUGAUGUACGGUCAUAAAAAUCAUACACAAUGUGGGAUUUCCGCGUGUUACUUAAAAUUCUGACGUCAAUGUUGCAUUCUACUCAAUUGUA